UUCACGACUUCACACAUCAUGAAUAAUGCUAGUGUCGACUUUGCUUCUAGCGUCAAGAAUUCAUGCAAGAGGAAAAAUAAUAAUAAAACGUCCCAAGGGCAACGCUGCAUAGCAAGAAGUAUUUCGGAGCCGCUGAUCAGCAUUUGCCAACACUGCUGUCGGUUUUAUGUAUUUGAAUAUGAUUUUCAAAACCCUUUGACUGAAGGUAAUGUAAAGGAAUGGUUGGGGAAGGAUCUGUGAUUAUAUCACCCCCCCCCCCAUAAUUUAGUAACGUCCCCACUGCGCAUGUAGCCAGUGCAGACAGCGCUCCUCCAUCUUGGGGGACAGUAUCAUCCACAAAAUACAUUUUAACAAAAUAAUAACAAUAGUGGCAGAUGUGGUUAAGGCGCAGCGGGGAAGACUGACGGCGGCGCGGUGAGCUGGCAGGAGCUGUCGUGGCGACGGCGCCAGUGCUGCGAAAGGCGAGCGCUCGUCAUCCAGCACAAGGCACAAUCCGGGAUCUCCAACGAAAUCUACUUAAAUUAAAAUUACGCAGACAUGCAGGAUUAGCUUUGUGUGGGAGAGAGCAGUCAUUUUGAGAAUGGAGCUGAUCAAGGCGUUCCUUCUCUUUCUCAUCAUCUGCGUUGGUAUUGAACGGAGUUUGUCCGGUGAAGCAACUACAAAGAAAGGAAAGGGAAAGAAGAAGCAGUAUCCCUGUCCAUCAGAACAAUCAGCUGAAGAUCUUGCACGGACUCCUGCAAAUUCCACCAGUAACAUCCUCAGCAGAUUACUUGUCUCAUAUGACCCAAGAAUACGGCCAAAUUUUAAAGAUAUUCCAGUUGAUGUACAAGUAAAUAUUUUCAUUAACAGUUUUGGCUCAAUCCAUGAAACAACUAUGGACUAUAGAGUGAAUAUAUUCCUGAGACAAAAAUGGAAUGACCCUCGACUCAAACUACCAAAUGAUUUUAAGGGUUCAGAUGCUCUGACUGUGGAUCCAACAAUGUUCAAUUGCUUAUGGAAGCCUGAUUUAUUUUUUGCAAAUGAAAAGAAUGCAAAUUUUCAUGAUGUAACACAAGACAACAUCCUGCUCUUUAUAUUCCGGAAUGGUGAUGUGCUGCUCAGUAUGAGGUUGUCAAUAACACUUUCAUGCCCUCUUGAUUUGACCCUGUUUCCCAUGGAUACACAGCGUUGCAAGAUUCAGCUGGAGAGCUUUGGCUACACCACCGAAGACCUGAAAUUCAUUUGGCAAGCUAAGGACCCCGUUCAGAUGGAAGAGAUUGCAUUACCACAGUUUGAUGUUAAAGAGGAAGAUAUUGAAUAUGGAAACUGCACAAAGUAUUAUGAAGGCACUGGUUAUUACACAUGCGUGGAAGUGAUUUUUACAUUGAGAAGACAGGUUGGAUAUUACAUGAUGGGCGUUUAUGCUCCAACUCUUCUGAUAGUUGUCCUUUCUUGGCUGUCAUUCUGGAUAAACCCUGAUGCAAGUGCUGCAAGAGUACCUUUAGGCAUCUUCUCAGUCCUCAACUUGUCAUCCGAGUGUAUGAACCUUGCUGCAGAACUGCCCAAGGUCUCCUAUGUAAAAGCCAUGGAUAUCUGGUUGAUUGCUUGUCUUCUGUUUGGGUUUGCAUCUCUUGUGGAAUAUGCGGUUGUGCAGGUUUUGUUGAAUAGCUCAAAAAUAGUUGAAGCUGAAAGGGCUCGAAUCCAAAAGAAGUUGAAGGCAAAGGAGCAAGCAAUUGCAUCUGAAGGGAAAGGAUGUGGAAACUGGGUUAAACCUUCUUCUAAAAAUACUGUUAAUGGCACAGAUACCCCUGUUCAUAUUAGCACAUUACAGGUUGCUGAAACAAGAUGCAAAAAGGUUUGCACUUCCAAAUCUGACCUGAGAUCCAAUGACUUCAGUAUUGUUGGCAGCUUGCCUCGGGACUUUGAAUUGUCCAACUAUGAUUGCUAUGGAAAACCAAUUGAAGUUAACAAUGGUCUUGGGAAGCUUCAGUUAAAAAAUAAUAAGAAGCCUCCACCUCCAAAGCCUGUCAUCCCAACUGAAGCGAAACGGAUCGACCUCUAUGCAAGAGCCGUGUUUCCAUUCUGCUUCCUCUUUUUUAAUGUCAUAUACUGGUCUGCAUAUCUAUGAACGUUCCAUUGUUAUGUUUCAUUGUAUGAGAAAUAUCAAAGAAUGGUAUCUCUCAAGCAUAUUUUUUCAUUCUAAAUGCUUUGUGAUUAAAAGUUGAUUUGAAACCAAAUGUAUUCAUGACAAAUUUGAAUGAAAGCAUGAAAUUGCAAUGCAGAUAUUCUAACCAAACUAUGCUGUAUGUUGCUGUACAGCACCCAGGCUGCUCUGGAGUUCAUGAAAACUGAGCUACAUUGUAAUCAUUCUCCUAUUCUCAGAAUAACAUGUUGGUGAUGUUGUGAUAGAUCGUUGAAAAUGUGUUGAAAGUUUGAUGUUACUUUUAACUGAGCACGCUUAAUGUUACUAAUGUAUGAAUUUAUGAAAAAUUUUACGUUUCAUAUCGUAAGUGAAGUUUGUUUUGAAAUCAUGUUUCCAGAACCUGCCCUUCAGUUUUGGAUCGAAAGUGAGCUUUUGUUCAUACCACUGCCAUUUGUAAAUGAGAAAAAUAUAGUAUAUAUUUCUCCAUUUGUCAAAGUUUGAUAGAUAAAUUACCAAGUCUAUUGAGAUGCUGUAAUAUUAACUAUAAAAUGUAUAUCAGUAAUGGCUUUUGUUUCAACAGUGAGUAAUAUAAAUAUAUGUAUAUCACAUAUACAACUUCAGCAAUAUCUGAAAUCAAAUAAAGCAUUUAGGUGGUAUCUGUGUAUGAAUAAUGUCCUUAUAAAAGAGAUUAUAGAGAAAUAAAGAAAUGUGCACAAAUUGUGUACCUGAUGCUUUCAUUCCAUGCACUGAUUGAAAAUAUAUUAGCUGCUGUAUAAUGUCAGUGCACUUUAUAACAGCUUCUAUUAAGUUUGAUGGCAUCUAUUUAUUUAUGGUGCACAUAAUAGGCCACACACAGCUAUAUACAGUGGUAUGCAAAAGUUUGGGCACCCCAGUCAAAAUUUCUGUUACUGUGAAUAGCUAAGCAAGUAAAAGAUGAACUGAUUUCCAAAAGGCAUAAAGUUAAAGAUGACACUUUUCUUUAAUAUUUUAAGCAAGAAAACUUUUUUAUUUCCAUCUUUUACAGUUUCAAAGUAACAAAAAAGGAAAAGGGCCUGAAGCAAAAGUUCUAUUUUAACUUUAUCAGUCCACAGGACUUGUUUCCAAAAUGCAUCAGGCUUGUUUAGAUAUUCCUUUGAACCUUUUGAAUAGAUCUUUUUGGCCACAAUGAGCAAAGGUAUGUUUGGAGAAAAAGAGUGCAGAAUUUCAUGAAAAGAUCCCCUCUCCAACUGUUAAGGACAGGGGUAGAUCGAUUAUGCUUUGGGCUUGUGUUGCAGCCAGUGGCACGGGGAACAUUUCACUGGUAGAGGGAAGAAUGAAUUCAAUUAAGUACCAGCAAAUUCUGGAAGCAAACAUCACACCGUCUGUAAAAAAGCCAAAGGUGAAAAGAGGAUAAUGAUCCUGAACACACCUCAAGAGGCGCAAGCUGAAGGUUUUGCCAUGGCCCUCACAGUCCCCUGACCUAAGCAUCAUCAAGAAUCUGUGGAUAGACCUGAAAAGAGCAGUGCAUGCAAGUCAGCCCAAGAAUCUCACAGAACUAGAAGCCUUUUGCAAGGAAGAAUGGGCAAAAAUCUCCCAAACAAGAAUUGAAAGACUCUUAGUUGGCUACAAAAAGUGUUCACAAGCUGUGAUACUUGUCAAAGGGGGUGUUACUAAAUACUGACCAUGCAGGGUGCCCAAACUUUUGCUUCAGGCCCUUUUCCUUUUUUGUUAUUUUGAAACUGUAAAAGAU
Messenger RNA from Mobula hypostoma (lesser devil ray), 3851 nucleotides. RefSeq names its product glycine receptor, beta b (gene glrbb). Bases 581 to 2107 code for a protein of 508 amino acids. Gene Ontology annotation, molecular function: transmembrane signaling receptor activity; transmitter-gated monoatomic ion channel activity involved in regulation of postsynaptic membrane potential; extracellularly glycine-gated chloride channel activity. The transcript is spliced from 10 exons. The record is from RefSeq and is a predicted model, not a curated record. Gene Ontology annotation, biological process: regulation of membrane potential; nervous system process; chloride transmembrane transport. Gene Ontology annotation, cellular component: plasma membrane; postsynaptic membrane; neuron projection. NCBI's taxonomy places the organism in Eukaryota, Metazoa, Chordata, Chondrichthyes, Myliobatiformes, Myliobatidae.